UACGACAACUUCUGGGCGACGAGGGAACGUGACAGCCAUUUUCAUCGCGUCGCUUGUCGCGCUAGAAAUCGCUGAAAAUGUCCACAUGUUAUCAAAGCGUUUGCUAAAGUGAUUGUACCCGUACAUGCACGAUACAGCUAUUAGAAAUGGCAGUGAUUUCCGCAGGGGACCCACACACUCAAAGGAGCCCACGGCAUGUUUGUUGCUGAAUGUGCGGUCGCCUUGUCGAAUCUUGGACACGGUAGCUGCAUUGUGACAGGAGCCAAAUGCCAAAUGAUUCAUGGCUGAAUGUGAAUUCACUGUGCACGUGAAGGACGAAUAUCACGGCCUGUGCGAGAUUGACUGCAUGGAAAUUGCGCUUUCUGACUGCUCCAGGAAUGUAAAAGUGGAGCCAGGACCUGAGACUCAGCUUGCAAACCAUGCUCAGCUCGUUAAGUCUGAGCCUUCCGAGACUGACUAUUCUGAGACGGCUAGUUCUCAGGACACAGUAGCUGCUAACACUGAAUGGUUCAGGAACGUAAAUGUGGAGCCAGGACCUGAGACUCAGCUUGCAAACCAUGCUCACCUCGUUAAGUCUGAGCCUUCCGAGACUGACUAUUCUGAGACGGCUAGUUCUCAGGACACAAUAGCUUCUAUCACUGAAUGGUUCAGGAGCAAGGGAAGCGAUCUUGAUUCGAGCGCAGAGGAGGACAGUCCCGUCAAGCCCACUGCCACGCCACUGCCACCUCCACCGGCUAAGCGUGGCACGAAACGCGGCAGAAAGAUCAAAAGGUUCAGCUGCACCCUUUGUCACUUUGUCACAAAACGGAAAGCAGGAAUGGCGCUUCACUUCAAGAAGCACAAGCGGGCUGAAUCUUUGCCACAAGCUGCACCAAGCCAGACAGAGGAAAGAAACGAGAGUGGGAAUGAUUCCAGUGAAGAUGAAAUGGCAAGCAAAGAUGUGGAUGCCAGUCCAAAUGCUACAGCCACUCUGGAGAAUUUACAGAAAAGCAAUGGCCAACGUGACCUGAGUCAAAACAGAACAGCUGUGGACUCUGAAACAUCAAAGGAAACUGCACCAUUCCAAAGCCAGAAAGGAGACGGGAGUGAUGAAGACACUGGCUCAUUACCAUCUUCCUAUGGCAGCAAUGAAUCCCUGCACAAAGACGAGGAUAGGAAAUCGCCUCAAUCUGCACGACACAGUUACGAGUCGCGCGGGGAUCUACGCACUGCCACCAUCAAAGAGCCGCUUCUGCUGAGAUGCCACGUGUGCCCAUUUACGACCAAAUACCAGGCAACACUGUUUCUCCACAUCAAAGCACAUGCAAACAAUAAGGAGAAAACGCUUUUGAGUUGCCAGUUCUGCUCCUACACAACCAGAUUCAAGAAUGACCUGGUUAGCCACGCCAGGUCACACACGAGCAAAACGCCUCACAGAUCUACUGUGGGCACACGUGCAUAUGGCGAUAAGGGCAAUAUGGUUGCUCAUGUGCAUAUACGUGCUGCUGAUAUACCGUUCAAGUGCGAUAUCUGUCCACGUCAAUUCAAGCAGAAGCUACUGCUGAGGCAGCAUAUGCACAGCAAGCACGCUGAUUCUGAGAAAGUACAAACCCCCUGAACUCUGCAAUUUCAUACUAUUUCAUGUUUCUUUUAUAGUGCUAAUAGUCAGUUUGUCUUACUGUGCUCAUAUUGUGCUUCAUUAUGUGUAUAUGCCCCAUUACAUAUUGACACAAAAAUGUGGGGCUCCCGCACCGCAGAACGGCGCGCGCAUUUAACGUAACUAACUACAUUUAAUUUUAACAUAACUAAUUUUAAUUUAAUAACAUAACUACAUUUUGUUAUUGCUAAGUUUAUUUUUAAUGUGACAGUGUCAUACCAUAUAUUAUUUGUCUUUGCAGUUUACAUGUAAAGGAGAGUUCGAUGGAAGCCCGUCCGAUUGAGAUGAAAAAUGACACAGAAAGACGUACACCAACCAAAGAAAAUUAAAAAAAAACGUGAACAAGGCUUCUGUAUGGAAGCCAGAAUGUCUUGUCUUUUAAAGUUUUAUUUGGUUGGUGUAUGCCUUUCUCUCAUUAAAUUUAUGUGUGCCUUCAUGCAUGUUAGUACUUUUUAUCUUUCCUCGUUCACUUCACUGUUUUCAAAUUUUGUCAAAGGCUGUGUGUAUUGUUUUCUGCACAUAAGUUGCUGUGUAUACUGGCUUAGGUUUGGCCCCAGGCACCGUGUGUAUUGAGUAUGGGCCUCAGGCACCCUCCCUAUCUUCAAGCUCUCUUUGGCCAUUUUUCACACUAGUGUGUCUAAAGAGUCAUGUGGAAAAUAUAAAUUUUUAUUGAUGAA
Molecule: messenger RNA, 2313 nt
Organism: Dermacentor albipictus
Lineage: Eukaryota; Metazoa; Arthropoda; Arachnida; Ixodida; Ixodidae
Product: zinc finger protein 37-like
Source: RefSeq, a predicted model, not a curated record